Molecule: messenger RNA, 1505 nt
Organism: Pollicipes pollicipes
Lineage: Eukaryota; Metazoa; Arthropoda; Thecostraca; Pollicipedomorpha; Pollicipedidae
Product: transcription factor 20
Exons: 7
Coding region: 146-1267 (373 amino acids)
Biological process (GO): regulation of transcription by RNA polymerase II
Cellular component (GO): nucleus
Source: RefSeq, a predicted model, not a curated record
CCGGCCGGCCACUGGCUUCGUGGCGAGGCGGGCCGUGGUAAAACGCCGCUCGGCGGCCGCGGCGAGAACUAGGGGUGUGGCGAACGGCCACGGCAGGGCGCACUCGCCGCGAAAGAAGCGGACGGUGGGCGAUUUGAGCAUCAACAUGAAGGAGCCGUUCGGCGUGUCACCCACCAAGACCCGCGGUCGACUCAGGUCUGUGACGGAGGAGGAGCCGGCCGGACCGGCGCGGCGCACCUCCCGCGAGCGGCCCGUUAAUGGCGGGGCUGCGCUCGGUCCCGCUGCCGCCUCCGCCGCCGCCGCCGCCGUCGAUGAGGGCGACGCGAUGCUGACCUCGUCGCCGCCGCCGCUCGACAUUCCGGACGGUGUGUCGCACGCGGACGGAGAGGCCAAGUGGCGCUGCUGGAACGAUGACGGCGCCAAGAAGAGCUGGCAGGCGGCCGGUGGCGAGGGCCCGCCGCCGCCUCCGCCGCCGCCGCCGCCGGCGCCGGUGUCGCCGCUGCCGUCGGCUGACGUGCCGGCCCCAUCCGCCAGCGGACCCGCUCCUCGCGACCACCGCCGCCGUCGUCGUCACUGCCCCGCCCGCGUGGGCGGCGCCGACCCGCACGCCUUGCGCGUGGUGAACUCGCAGGGUGACCUGGAGGCGCCGGCGGCGCGGCGCCGGCCGCCCGUCUCCUGCGACCUGGAGGCGAUCCCCGGCCAGCCGCGCGUCGGCUUCUCCAGCGCCUACGCCAAGAACUACGACGCGUUCGCGCCGGACCCGACGUGGACGUGCGUGUUCUGCGGCCGGCGCACGCACGCCAGCCGGCUCGGUGACCUGUACGGGCCGUACUUCGUGCGUCGCCGCCAGGAGGCGGCCGGCACGACGGCCAAGCAGCGGCAGCGACGACGCAGCCAGCGUGAGGCGCCGGAGGCGGCGGACCCGGCGGCAGCGGCCGGCUCCGGCGCCGGCCCCAGCGCCGGCGCGGCGCACCACUUCGAGACGGCGCGGCUGGGCGACCGGCUGGAGACGUGGUUCCACGAGUCGUGCCUGGCCUGGAGCCCGCAGCUGCAGCUGGCCGCCGGCCGCGUGCAGGGCGUCGAGGAGGCUGUCACCGCCAGCCGCGCAGAGAUCUGUUCGGUGUGUCGACACGUGGGCGCCACGGUCGGCUGCCUGGGCAAGGGCUGCCGGCUGGGCUUCCACGUGCCCUGCGCCGAGGAGGCCGGAUGCCAGCUGGACGAGAGCAGCUUCACCUCCUACUGCAGCAAGCACAAGAAGCCGGACUAGCGAGGGUCGCCAGCCGACGCCCGGUCGCGUCUGCUGCACCGCCGCGAUCAGGGCGGUGGCGGUCCUCCCGGGGGCCGCCUCCCCCCCCCCCGUCCCCCCGGCAAGGCAGAUGUCGGGCCGGCUGGGGAGGGGCGGGUCAGGGGGCGCCCACCAGCGCCCACUUGGGACAGACCAGCUCGGCGGUGUUUUGUAUGCAUUAUGUUGUAUUUCCGGUUUCUAAUAAAAAGUUCAAACACCA